Molecule: messenger RNA, 1231 nt
Organism: Mugil cephalus (flathead mullet)
Lineage: Eukaryota; Metazoa; Chordata; Actinopteri; Mugiliformes; Mugilidae
Exons: 2
Coding region: 65-988 (307 amino acids)
Source: RefSeq, a predicted model, not a curated record
ACAUUCUGACAGACACAUCCAGAGUACCCAGCGCUUCGCACAGAUCCAUCAGAGUCACGUCAGGAUGGGGAACAUUCAGUGCCCUGGUACAGAUGCAGUCCACCUGGCUGCUUUUGCUCGAGACUUCUGCCCUUUCCCAACCUACAUGCCCAGUACUCAUCUUAUCAACAUGCUGUCCAUCAACUCUUCUAUUCAACUGAAGGAACACUACAUGGCGGUGCAGACCUCCCUGAAUCCCAAGCAGCAGGAGGACUUUGCCCAGAGACUGAGGACUACAUUUGGCAGGGAGGGCAGGGUCACUUAUGGUGGGGUCGGGGUUGUGGCCCUGUCCCUGAGUUUUCUGUUUGACACUCUUGCCAGGCAGGUCAGGGGAGAGUCAGUGCCAGACUCAGGGCUCAUUCCAGGUUUAUUUCUCAAGGACCCAAGAGGGUACUACCCACAGAACGCCCACACAGUCAGCACAUACCUGAGGCUUGUACCCUACAUUGCCAACAACCCUACCAGGAUGAAAGAGGAGACAGAAAGGUAUGUACGACAGUUAACCCCUCACAAUUCAUCAUCAGUGAAAGAAGACAUCGCAAAAAUCAAUGAAAUUCUGAUGCUAACUGUGGAAGGUACUAUGAAGGUACACCUCCUCCGCCUCAAAAAUGGUACGGCUGAUGAGUUGGAGAGUUAUGAUGAUGAUGAUGAAGACCUCAGUCAAAAUAAAACUACCUUCAAUCUCAACUGUGUGCCAGAGGAAGCUGACAAAGAAUUUUUGGCAAAAGUGCAACAAGCUGAUAACCGUACCAAAGAAACUUUUGACAACUGUAAGCCAGACACAGGAGAAGUACCUGAGACAUUGAUGCAUCAUGUUGCUGAGUUAGAAUGGACACGUGUCAUGUUCGGCCUGGCAUUUGUAUAUAAACAUGCUAUCAGUGAAGAAAUUUUCACCCACAGAGAAGAUUUUGACCUGAAGGCCAAUUCACUGGUAAAAUGGGCAGAGUAGUCCUCUGGCCAAAUACCCAAAUAUCCAAUUUGUGUUCAACUUUUUAUUUGUCUCUGUCCAGUAUGAGCUAUAGUGUUGUAGUUCUUGAUAAUUGAAUUACUGUGCUUAGAUUUUUUUUUAUUCAUGUACUUCCGCUGCAACAAUACAUACAUGCAUGCCUUAGCCGUGAAUGAUACUAUAUAUUUCAUUGUUAACCUGGACUGAGAAAAUGGAAUUGAAUAAAUAAAGGAAUGAAAAAUAUAA